AUUGGAGCGCCUGGGAAUUAGAGAGACUGGACUCCCGUGAGAACCUGAGGCCAGGACCACAGCACAGUAAGGAAAACAAAGUGUCUUGGUGCCUGCCACUGGACACCCAGAGCUCGAGGAGACCAGCUUCCCUGCGAGGGCGGCAGAGAGCUGCAUCACACAGUCAGUGUGCUCACAGUUUUCACUCCUGGAAGUUUGCGUAACCGUCACGCUUCCUGGUGUCAGGAACCUUGAAUAUGCAAGUUAAAGGAGCUCACAUAGUCCACUGACUGCCACCCGUGCCCCAGGGUACCAUUACGAAAGCCAGCUUGAAAGGAUAUCUGGACCUAAAGUCCUCACCUGUGUGUUCCCAUCUUUGGGACUCCGCAGACGUUCACUGUGCCCUAUAUUGUAGGGGCCGGGCAUUGAGACAGAACGGUGUCACCCUCUAGAAUCAGGAGGCCAGGGUGCCUUCCCUUUGGGAGGGGCUGGCUGUCAGGAGCAUGACUAGCCAUAAGCACGGAGGCUCAUGAAGGCCCACGAACUCCUGCCGCCUGCUCCCAGUGCAGUCCACCCGCGUCUCAUCGUCAGCAGGAGUAGCUCAGUGCUCGUACUGGUCUGCCUAUGCGGCUGUGCCAACGGGGCCCUGGACAACCCCGUGGGGUCCAGCAUUGACCAGUCCCCAGACGACAUGACCAAAGAGAACGUACUCAGCUCGGCUGUGUAGUCCACCUGGGUGCAGUAUAGAAGCCUCACCUAGGAAGUGCCUGCUGCCUUACCCACGCACCCUGUCUGACCAUGUGCUGUUGUCAAGUCUGAAUCACUGAUUGGUCACAGGGGCGAGUUCUGUCCCGUGCGCACUGUGGGACCCAGCCAUGCUGAAAGCCUGUGCUAUAGCAAAGCCAGUGUCAGCAGAUCCUGAGGACCUUUAAUUGUCCCACUUUAGGAGAACCUCAACCCCACCACUGUGCUGUGCCUUCUCUACUUUGGUGUGCUCCACAGAGGAGUCGGUGGGUUUCACCUCCAGGGCAGCACACAUGGCACACGCUACACGAAAUCAUUAGUCACAGCCAAAGAAGUUAGAAGGAGACUGUUCUGUGGUGGCCAUCUACAGAGCCAACGUUGUGCCAUAUUUCCAGAUACAUCUUCAGGAGAAAUCUGCCUACUAAGAGGGUCUGAACUCCAGCUACCCAGAUCUCAGUGCAGGAGCGUGAGGAUUGAACAGAUGAGUGACCUGAGUCCUCUCAGAGAAAACCCCGACUGUGACAGGAAGUUCCAGAUAACCUAAAGGGAUGAAAUGUUUGGGAAAGAAAAUAAAAUGAAGCUGUUUCUUGUCCUAUGUCUUCAUCAGAUCGUCUUGAAUUAAAAUGACAGAUCUUCCUUCAGAGAACUGCUCUCUCCAGCACCUAUCACACCAGCUGAAGCAGCCCGUAGAUCUUAGCCGUCUGUUGUUCCUCAUCAUACUUGGGAAAACGUUAUUGAAUAUUCUCAUGCUAGGGUUGAAAAGGAAAGACACCCACUGGGGCUUUAUGGAGUGUUUCUGCUUCUCACUAGCAUUUGUUGAUCUUCUGCUGUGGGUUAACCUUUCCAUUCUGUCCUACUUCAGGGACUUUGUAGUUCUAGGUAUUAGGUUUACACAGUAUCAUAUUUGUCUGCUCACACAAAUCAUUUCCUUCACUUAUGGCUUUUUGCAUUAUCCAGUUUGCUUACUAGCUUGUAUAGACUACUGUUUGAUUCUGUCUGGAGCCACCAAGCAUUCAUCUAAGUGGCGAAGGUUAUUUUAUUUCUUGACAGUCGUUUUAACUUGGAUUUCAGUCUUUGCGUAUGUUCUAGGAGAGCCAGCCAUCUCACAAAGCCUGAAGACGCACAACGCUUCUCUGUACCAAUGCCCUUCCUAUGUCAGCACACAGAGUUACUGGCUGUCAUUGUCUAUGCUGGUAGUUUUAUUUGUGGCUUUUCUGGUUUCGUGGCCGGAAGUUGUUGCCUUGGUACAAGCUAUUAGGAUAGCAUCCUAUAUGAACAAGACCAUCCUCUACUGCCCCUUCCCAUUCCACUCUGGAGUGAGCGCUAGAGAAGCUCUCUUGCCCAGGCUUAUUGUGUGCUUUCUUGCUACCUGGUUUCCCUUUGUAGCACUUCAGGCCCUCACCCUCUCACUCAGAGUUCAAAUCCCAGCAUAUGUAGACAUGAACGUGCCCUGGCUGUACUUUGUCAACAGUUUUCUCAUUGCUGCAAUUUCUUGGUUUAACUGCCAGAAGCUUUAUUUAAAGGACAGCACAUUACCUCUGGAUCCUUUUGUCAACUGGAAAUGCUGUUUCGUUCCAGUCCAUAGACUUAAGCAAGUGGAGAGGCCCGUAUCCAUAAUCAUCUGUUAACAACAGGCUGCUGUGUUGGGAGGAACUUCAGAAGCACCACAGAUCAUAAGCAGGACAGAGGUGGCUCAGGGCACAGAACUGAAGCUGUGUCCCCUAACUUAGAACUUUUCAGCACAGCCUCUCUGUAGUGGAUAUUAAAUAGUGCCAAGGACACAACAAAGUUUCCAUGUCUGUUCAGCAACACUGUGUAAGUAUUUGAUGUUAAUCCAAAAGUAAAAUAAACACAUUAACAUGUG
Messenger RNA from Myodes glareolus (Bank vole), 2587 nucleotides. Lineage: Eukaryota; Metazoa; Chordata; Mammalia; Rodentia; Cricetidae. The record is from RefSeq and is a predicted model, not a curated record.